GUCGAAGAGAAUUAAGUUUUGCGUGCCAGGAGCAGCUUUCUAAUCUCUGAUCUCUUGGAUUAUUCCUUUCACGGACGGGACUUAGUCCUUGUCCGUGGUUUUUUGUUUUGUUUUGUUUUUUGUUGGGGGGGUUUUUUUAACCACAAUUUUACGCGCACUCUGCACAAUUUUGUGCGCUCAUAUUUGCAGCUCUGGAUAUUUCACGAUGGAUUAAGCACUCAUUACUUUUAGCCUACAUUUUAAUUUGUUUCAUCAGAACAAUUGUGGAUUAGUUAAAGGCUCACAGGAUGCCAAGCGAUGCUGAUCUUUUGGUCACUGAAGCGCAUAACCACUUUGGAUUAAAAGCCAGUGCGUUUCCACAGCUCUUAGGCAAAGCACCUGCUUAUUCUCCCGAGACCUUCUAACCUGUUUCCCUCCUUUACUGACGCACUGGGAUGGAAAUCGAGCUGAGACCAAGGCUGUGUUUUUUGGUCAAAGGAGAGCGUGGCUAUGGAUUUCAUCUGCAUGGCGAGCGGAAUAGAGGAGGACAAUUUAUCCGCAAAGUCGAGCCCGGCUCCUCGGCUGACCUGGCCGGGCUGCGACCAGGUGACCGGUUGGUGGAGGUGAACGGAGAGAAUGUAGAGAAUGAAACUCAUCAUCAAGUAGUGAACAGGAUCCGUGAGGUGCCCCACCGCACCAGACUGUUGGUGGUGGAUAGAGAAACAGAAGACUACCUCCGCAGCCAUGGCCUGGCCUGCACAGAGGACCUGGCCAUUGAGAUGGGAACCCUCUCCCCACGUCCCUCUCCUGGGCAGACACCCUGCAUCUCUCCCAGAGCUAAUUCACCCAUGACGCCCAGCUACACUCCUGUGUUUCAUUAUCCAGCUGCAGAGUCACCCACUCGCAUGAUCACACAAGGCAAGGUCAAGAGCUCCUCCGUGACUUCAAGUAUCGUGACAGACCCGGAGCUGCAGGUAGAGCCUUCGCCAGAGCCAGCCGUUCAGCUCCUUCCCCGUUUGUGUCAGAUGGUAAAGGGACAGCAAGGCUAUGGCUUUAAUCUGCACAGCGAUAAGAAAAAGCGUGGACAGUUUGUACGUGCCGUGGAUCCCGACUCACCUGCUGAGAGUUCAGGCAUGCGUCCUGGAGACAGAAUAUUGCAGGUGAAUGGAGUGACCACAGAGGGCCUGAGGCACUCAGAAGUCGUAGGCCUCAUCAGAGCAGCAGGGGAUGAAGUACGACUCCUAGUGGUGGACCAGGAGACAGACGAGCUCUUUAACAGACUGGGAAUCAUACCUACUAUCACCCACAUUAAAGAAGUGUGUGUGGAUGACCCAGCCCCUGAGAGUGAGCCACCUACGCCCUCUCCAACCACUGAAUUCUCUGCCACAGAGGCACCUAUAAUAAACGUCACCAUGACAAACUCCCUGAUUACAAAACUGUCUCCCAAGUCCCGUACCAAUGGCAGCUCAGCGUCCCAGUCCUCCAGAAGUUCCACCACCCAGUCAGAGAUCAGCAGCUCAGACAUGAGCUUUCAGAUCCCUGAUGAGGAUGACAGUCAUAUUCCAGACCCUUUUAUGGACAGCGGUCUGCGUCUUAGCCCAACAGCUGCCGAGGCUAAGCAAAAGGUCCUGGGCAGCCGCAACAGGAAAAGAGCACCCCCUAUGGACUGGAGCAAGAAACAAGAGAUCUUCAGCAACUUCUGACCCCAUUAAGGGGUAAAAUAAGAGACUGAAACAAAGUGGGGAUUGAUAUCAUGAUUGCUGCAAGAGCAUAGCUUCACUUUGCAAAGGCAUGUGGAAGGAAAGAGGUGCAAGAAGAUAAACUGUAUAAGGAAAGGAACAUUUGUGGUAAUAUUCUUAAAUUUUAUUCUGUGUAUAAAAUCAUUUUAAGAUAUUGCAUAAUAUUGUCUAUAUGUCUACUUUCCAGUGUCUUUAAGGACCAAGACAUGCCCUGUGGAUGUGUCAGGAAUCUGGCUGUAUUAAACAAUGACAUUUGAUGAUUGGCAGAUCAUUUACUGUUUUUAUGGUGCCCAGACCACAGAGGGUGUAUCAAAUCAUAGCAAUUUCACAGCCAUGAGCACAGUGCUCUCAUGUCUCUAUGAUAUUAUCUGUACCUGCUGUAUUUGCUGUAGAUAAAUGUUUCUUUUUUUCCUCUGUAUAUAUCUAUGUCUAUAUCUAUGUGUGUAUAGAUAGAUAUAGAUAUAUAGAU
This is a messenger RNA of Maylandia zebra (zebra mbuna), 2187 nucleotides long. It is a transcript of the gene nherf2, whose product is annotated as NHERF family PDZ scaffold protein 2. Gene Ontology annotation, cellular component: apical plasma membrane. Gene Ontology annotation, biological process: protein localization to plasma membrane. Gene Ontology annotation, molecular function: signaling receptor binding; protein-membrane adaptor activity. The record is from RefSeq and is a predicted model, not a curated record. NCBI's taxonomy places the organism in Eukaryota, Metazoa, Chordata, Actinopteri, Cichliformes, Cichlidae.